AUGUAUUAUCCCGAACUGCAGGGUAGUGUGCCUCAAUUUGAUCGUUUCUGUGAUAUGGAAGAAUCUGUUCAAGCAAUUGCUCCUGUUGAAUCAUGCGAAUCUUCAUGCAUAACAAUUUUUGAGCCACAAUACUUCGGAGGUGAGCAGCUGCAGAUGAGUGCAUUUGCAGAUUCAACAAUAACUUUAUAG
This is a messenger RNA of Strongylus vulgaris, 189 nucleotides long. Lineage: Eukaryota; Metazoa; Nematoda; Chromadorea; Rhabditida; Strongylidae. The record is from the annotation of a GenBank genome assembly.